Molecule: messenger RNA, 2233 nt
Organism: Engraulis encrasicolus (European anchovy)
Lineage: Eukaryota; Metazoa; Chordata; Actinopteri; Clupeiformes; Engraulidae
Gene: fgb
Product: fibrinogen beta chain
Exons: 8
Coding region: 16-1482 (488 amino acids)
Biological process (GO): blood coagulation; platelet activation; protein polymerization
Cellular component (GO): fibrinogen complex
Molecular function (GO): signaling receptor binding
Source: RefSeq, a predicted model, not a curated record
ACCCACAGCCUCAACAUGAAGACAUUACUGCUACUGUGCCUGUGCAUCUGCGCUGUCCUGGCAGAUGAUCCCAUUGAAUACGACGAUUAUGAUCUGGACCCAGCCAAACCAGCAGGAGGUGCAGCGAUUGACCCCAGAGGUCAUCGGCCGACCGUAGGUCGCGAGUCCUACUCCAGAGGUGGUGCCGCCCCGCCACCCAUCUCCGGCUCCCACCGUGGCCGUUACCGUGGGAGACCCACCACUCCCCCGCCCACCGCAGCUCCCCAGGAGGAAGAGAUCAUCGAUGCCGGCGGUUGUGAACACUUCUCCAAGAAAAUUGGCACGCUCUGUCCCACUGGCUGCGAGCUGAAGACCACCAUCCUGAAGCAAGAGCGCAACGUCAAGCCCACCGUGGCCGACUUGAAGAGGAGCGUGGAACAGCUGAACCGCGACACCAACACCGUCUCCAGAUACGUGGACGGCUUGUCCAACGAGCUGAGGGAGCGCCAGAAAGUCACUGACGGCAAUGGGCAGCUGGUGGGCCAGUACACGAGCGACCUGGAGGCCCAGCACGCCUUCAUCAAGGACGCCAUCAACAACAACUUCCCCAGCAACAUCCGCAUCAUGCAGGGCAUCCUGGACACCAUGCGCACCAAGAUCCAGCGGCUCCAGACCGCGCUGCAGACACAGAACCAGAAGUGCAAGGACCGCUGCACCGUCACCUGCCCCAUCCCUGUGGUGUCGGGCAAGGAGUGCGAGGACAUCUUCCGCAAGGGUGGCGAGGAGUCGCAGAUGUACCUCAUCCGGCCCGACCCCUUCUACAAGCCCUACAAGGUCUUCUGCGACCAGACCACCCUCUUUGGAGGCUGGGUCACCAUCCAAAGCCGCAUGGAUGGCAGCGUAGACUUCGGCCGUCGCUGGGACGACUACCGCAGAGGUUUUGGCAACAUUGCUUUUGACACUGGCAAGAAAUAUUGCAACAAACCAGGGGAGUACUGGCUGGGCAACGACCGCAUCAGCCAGCUGACGAAGAUGGGUCCGACCGAGGUUCUGUUCGAGAUGGAGGACUGGAGCGGCGCCAAGACCCAGGCCCGCUACACGGCGUUCACCAUCCAGAGCGAGGCCUCCAACUACAUCAUGUCCGUCGCCGGCUACUCCGGCACCGCGGGUGACACUCUGCUGACUGGCGCCAACGAGCUUUUCGGGGAAAACCGCACCAUGACCAUCCACAACGGCAUGAUGUUCAGCACAUACGACCGCGACAACGACAAGUGGACGCCGGGAGACCCAAGCAAGCAGUGCUCCAGGGAGGACGGCGGCGGCUGGUGGUACAAUCGCUGUCACUCGGCCAACCCCAACGGGCGUUACUACUGGGGGGGCUCGUACACCAAGUACAUGGCCAAGCACGGCACCGACGACGGCAUGGUGUGGAUGAACUGGAAGGGCUCGUGGUACUCCCUCAAGUCCAUGUGCAUGAAGAUCAGGCCCUACUUCGAGCAGUAGAGCGCCCACAGCGAAAUCAUUUUGCAGCGUUCAUUUAAAAACCUUACAGAGUUGAAAUCGACACUAACUCAUUAGAUCAGGCUCUCCUUCGAGCAGUAGCCUAGAAGCCCAGAAAUAUACAGUUAACACAGCGAGUUAUUUCACAGUGUUAUUUCAACACCUCAGACAAUCGAAUUUAGGCUACGAUUCAUAGUGUUCCUCCUACUCUGUAAGUGCUGAGUUAACACUGCAAAAAUGUGCUGUGUAUACACACACACACACACACCCUGCAUAGGGACGUCUAUGAAGAUGGUUUUGUGUCUAUGUUGAGGCAAAGCGAAGUGUGUGAAGAGACGAGACUAGCUACAAUGAACAUAAACAGACAUUUUACAUUCAUUAUUAAAGAGAAACAGACGCUGCGAUUACAGAUUAUGAUGCUAUUGGUGAGAAACGGAUAAGUUUAAUGGAAGAUGUUGUCAAAAAUACAUCAUAUUUUAGGAGACAAGGUUUCAGAGGCUAAAAAAGAUCAGAAAAAAAGUUUCAUUAUUUAUUGUUGAAAAGGGUGUUGAUUAUUGAUGACUUGUUUGAAACGGCUGAUCAUGUAAAACGACUUCCAUGAAGAGGAGAAAAACUCCUAAGAAAAUGUGUUGCCCAGGCAAAACACUGUUUUAAAGCCUGAUGUCUGAACGUGAAAUAAUGUGUGUGUAUGUGUGUGUGAGUGCUCAAUGUGGCAAGUCUAGACUGUCAUCUCAAUAAAGUCUCUCUUAAAGUA